UUGCGAACGCCACCUUACUACGCUGUAGAAUUGUGAACGAACCAGCAUUGAUUCUAUUUAUAUCUGCCAUUUUGCAAUCGGUAAACUCGAUUGCAUCUUUUCAUUCAAAAAUCUAAUUUCCGGAAACAAAUUUAAUUGGAUGUAAAUCCAUCGUGGAACGGUGUCCCUUAAUGAUAAACCGACAACCGGUCUCAAACGAUUUUGGUAUAAUCUGUCCACGUCCACAGUCAACAUCGAGAAGCUAUAACAAGAAAGAGAUAAAUUUUUUUUCUACCUUACCAUCCCGACUAGUGAGUCAUAAUUACACGGUAAUGACAUUUGUGUCACACGCGGUACACUACAUUUCACCUGCUGAGCGUUUUCUCAAGGUCUCUAUAUUUAUAUGCAUCUUGAAACAAUUUCAUUUAAUGCGCCUACACAUCAUUGAUGGUUGUGUAUUAUACAGCAUUUUUUAGAUAAUAUUUUAAACAUUAUUAUUUUAACUCAGUUCAAUUGGUGGACAGUUUUAUUUACACUGGACCAUUUUUAUUCGUCUACUAGCCUUGUCCUCUCUUAAAGAUACAUGAUGCCAUUGUAUCAUUAAUGAAAUAGAAUAAUUUUGAGUUAUAUUUAAUUUUUAAAACAAUUUUUUAAAGUAUUAAACAAAAUUAAAAUAUUGCCAAAAUGAUGGACAUUGAUCCUCCACAAUUUGUGUCCAAAGAUGAUGAAAUUCAAUAUUGGAUGGAACUUGCUCAUCAAAUACAUAGAAGGAAAGAGGAUAUAGAAAGAGAAUUGGAAGAAUUUCAAGAAAAUUCACAAUUGUUAGAAAAAGAACUUGAAGCAUCAUUAGAACAAGCAGAAAAAACUAACAGAGAAUUACGACAACGAAAUACAAGACUAGCUACUGAAGUUGAACAAUUAAGAACAAGAUUAGAUCAACAAACAACAGAUUGUGCAAUGUUUCAAGGAAAAGCUCAGGAUUUACAAACACAACAUGAUCAUUUAUUAAAGUACAUAAGAGAAUUAGAACAAAAGAAUGAUGACUUAGAAAGAGCUCAUAGAAUAAAUAGGGUAACAGAAGAAGAAAUAGAAGCUAAACUUAAUUCUGCUAUUGAAAAGAAUGCUUUGUUAGAAUCAGAACUUGAUGAAAAAGAAGCUUUAAAAGUUAUAGUACAAAGACUAAUGGAUGAAAUAAGAGAUUUAAAACAGGAAAUUCAAGUACAAGAAAGGCACCAACCAGAUAAUGAUAAAUCAGCUGACAGAGUUCGGAACCAUGUUGAUAGUAAUAAACUUCAAGUUGAAUUGGAAACACACAUGUCGCCUAGUAGUCCAAUAGUACCACAAUCUAUACCUUCAAAUAAUACAACAACUUCACCAUUAAAAAUUGGAAACAAAGUUGUAGGAGGUGUAACUGGAAACAACAAUAACAAUAAUAAUGUGAAUCCACCACUGACACCAUGCACAAGAAUAUUAGCAAUGAAUAUGAUUGGUGAUCUUAUGAGGAAAGUUGGUGCAUUGGAGAAUAAAUUAAACACAUGUCAAAAUCCAUCUCGAGAGGAUCAAGCUGUCCGUGAUCUUUACAGGACUAGACGCCAAGUUCGAGGUUUUGCCUCUGGCAACUGCAACCACAUUCGAUUAUAAACAACGGAUAAUAUUCCAACAAAAAAUUUUGUGCAUUAUAUUUGUAUGGCUAUACAUGUUAUUUAACUAAAAAAAUCUCAUUUGCUAAUUUAUUAUAAAUCUAUAUGAAAAAUGAUAUCAUUUUAA
This is a messenger RNA of Apis mellifera (honey bee), 1746 nucleotides long. RefSeq names its product nuclear distribution protein nudE-like 1-A (gene nudE). Gene Ontology annotation, molecular function: microtubule binding. Gene Ontology annotation, cellular component: kinesin complex; centrosome; kinetochore. NCBI's taxonomy places the organism in Eukaryota, Metazoa, Arthropoda, Insecta, Hymenoptera, Apidae. Gene Ontology annotation, biological process: vesicle transport along microtubule; centrosome localization; mitotic centrosome separation. The record is from RefSeq and is a predicted model, not a curated record. The transcript has 8 exons. Bases 664 to 1620 code for a protein of 318 amino acids.